AUCAGCAGAAGAAGAAACCCGGAAGUCUUGAUGUUGUAGGGGAACACUUCGUUCCUGUCAAAAUGGCUCGUCUACCAGCAUUCAACGUUGCUGUUGUUUCUACUGUUUUAUUGAUCGUAUGGACAGAUUUUGUGUGUUGUAAUAACGGUAGGAGGGUCGGUGAUAAUUUGGAGACUGAAUUCAGCGGUUUCUCUGUGCCUCUUGAACACUCAUUUGAAGUCGAUGAUGUAGCAAGGUUUCGGGUACGUGGUUCUCUGGUGUUGAAAGCUGGAAGGGAGCCGAGUGUCUCACUGUCUCAGAACCAGCUCUCAGAGGAGGACAGAACCAAACUGAAGGAAGUGGCAGCAGUGGACGGACUGUACAGAAUCCGAGUUCCUCGAGUUUUCCUGCAGGCGGACAGACAGACGGAGCGGCAGAUGGAAGGUUACCUCACAGCAUUUGUCAGAGCUUGUGCCAUGGUCGAGUCCCAUCUGAGCGACGUGAUCUCCCUCCACACCGACGUCUCUGGGUACCUCAUCGGCGUCUCCAUAGUGACGUUCCCUGGAGCCUGUAGAGGCACUGAGGUCGAGGAUGAAGUCGAUCUGGAGGUUUUCAACACCACACUCAGCAUCAUGGCUCCUGUCAAUGCACCAGGACCUGAGACUGCUCUGUUCCUCGAACGAAUGGAACAGGAAUCUGAGAAGAAAGGGAAGAAUCCACAAGAGCAGAAGUCCUUCUUUGCUAAAUAUUGGUAUUUGAUUCUGGGAGGUGCAAUCUUCCUCAUGGUCUCCAAUUCGGCACAGCCCCCAGCAGGGGGAGGCAGAGAGCAGAGCUGAUUCCCACUGAAUGGAUGUACAUCGUUCCUCUGGUUCUCUUUUUGAUGAUGUCCGGCGCUCAGGAUCAGUCCGGAGGAGGAGCCGGCGGCGGAGCUGCUAAUGGAGGCGGCCGAUGAUCAACAAGAUCUUUUGUUUUUGUUAACAUACUGAACAAAAAUAACAGUUUUAAUUGCUGUACAUAAUGCUAUUUAAAGAGGAUAAAUGUUUGGCACUCACAAAUUAAACCUGUACAGUAGAGAGGAGAUAUUGUGUCCUGCUGAUGACUGCAAUUUUUAAUGUGAAAAUAAAGUAUUUAUAACUUCA
This is a messenger RNA of Acanthochromis polyacanthus (spiny chromis), 1118 nucleotides long. It is a transcript of the gene emc10, whose product is annotated as ER membrane protein complex subunit 10. The record is from RefSeq and is a predicted model, not a curated record. Gene Ontology annotation, cellular component: EMC complex. Lineage: Eukaryota; Metazoa; Chordata; Actinopteri; Pomacentridae. The coding region runs from base 63 to 815 and encodes 250 amino acids. The transcript has 8 exons.